GGAAGGAGCCAGUGGAGCCUGGCGAGGGCCUGGGGUAACAAGAAGCAGUGUGGGGGUUGAGCACGGCUAAGAAUCCUGGAUGAUAAUCAUACGGAUUCCCACCCACCCCUCACGCACGCUCUCGCGCGCUCUCAGUCCCAGCCCACUCAGGUCUUGAGAGCUGCUGAUGUUUGUUCAGUCUGCGGCUUAUCAAUUCCAGGAAACCCCAAAUAAAGUGAAAGUGAAACUUAAGGCAGGUUCAGUGCCAGUGAAGCUGGGCCAGAGUCGGCACUGAGCAGUCGGACCAGCUCCCAGCUCUCUAACCCACCAUGAGGGAGAUCGGUAUCAUCUUCCAGCUCUCGGUCCUCCUCGGCCUCUCCUCUGCCACAGUACCCGGCCUGCCCCCCUCGCCGGGGGAUGUGCUGGUGGAUUGCUGGUACAUCGAGGAAGGGGGCGGCCAGAGAGGCAGUUUCCCGAAAGCCGUGACUCAGGAAAAAUCCCAACUUCACCUGCGCCGCGUCUCACACAAACCCGGAGCCGAGCAGGACAUCCCCGAGCGGGUCUCCCCGAACGCGGACUUGAAACCCGGAAUGCUGUUUGACGUCACAGAUUAUUGGAACGUGAUCUGUGACCCCGGGUUUCGACGCCUUGAGCUGGCGGCCCCGAAGCCUCACUGCGAGAUUAACAAUUACGUGCCCCAGGAUUCCCACGUGCUGUGGGCUCAGGGCCUGACCCAGGACCAGAAGACCCCGGCCUACGCCUCAGGCUCCUGGUUCUCCUCCGACAUCCAGGCGGCCGACGGGAACCUCCGUGUGGCCAGUGUCCACCGGCUGGUCUCAGCCCCCGGAGAGCCGGGCACCGCCCCACGGAAAACAUCAGUGGUGCUGAACGUGUUCACACGCUCUGCGCUGGUGCGCACACGCCUGGGGGGGGACGUGCUGCUGGACUGUGGAUUUACGAUGGACAGACAGACGGGCUUCGGGGUGGAGUGGCGUUACCAGUACAAGGGCAGCGGACACCUGGUCUACGCCUAUCACGGACCCCGAGACCAGGUCCACGUGGCCCGGGACGGCACUGAGAUGCUCUUCUAUGAGCUGCACAGUCAGGGAAACGCGUCACUCCUCAUCCGCAACGUCACUCUGGAGCACGAGGGCACUUACAUCUGCACCGUCUACACACCCAACCUCCACACACAGCAGUCAAUAGACCUGGAGAUCGCAGAGCCCCCGAAGGUGACCCUGAGCCCUGACCCGCUGUACGCGGUGCCGGGAGGGGAGGAGAGGCUGAGCUGUGAGAUCACCCGGUAUUACCCGCUGGACGUCAGUGUCCGGUGGGUGAGGGCGAUGCCCGGGGUCGCCAACAGCUCCCAGGAGGUGAGGAGGUCCUGGCAGAGCGGCCACCACCAGAACCCCGACGGCACCUACAGCAUCAGCAGCUACAUCCAGAUCCAGCCCCAGGCCAGCGAUCACGGAGCCGUCUACACCUGCACCGUCCAACACGUCUCCGUCACGCAACACGUCAGGAAAAGCAUCACCUUGAGGGUCGCAGGAGCUGCUGGGCCCUCUAUAGAGGAUAUAAUGGGGCUGCUUAUUUGUGCCUUUGUCCUUUAUGGAGUCCUGAGGCUGAUCUUCUGGAUCUACAAUAAAUCAGUUUAUCCUCUGAUCUUCGGCUCGGUUCAGCAAGAGAAGGAGAAACGUAAUUGAAUCGGUGACUGCGGUGAAGAGAAGAAAGAAUGAUGAGCGGCCUUUGGGCGGACACAGGGAAGCUGUGAAGUGGAUGGUGAACUUGAAGUGGACGCUCCCCCCUUCCAUCCUCCCCCACACCCGUCCAGACUCCAUCUCCGCACAAUCUGCUUUGUAUUUUUGUAUUUUUUUUUGCUGUGAUUCUCUGCCUCGGGAUUUUCUUUGUAGUCUGGCUGUGAAUCGGACUGUGCUGUGUACAUACUGCGCUGCUGAAGGGGUUAAACUGCCCAACGUCGGGGGAAACUAAGGGGAAGGGGAAACAACAAGAACUACUUGCCCCAAAGCAUCUCAGGCCUGGGGAAGGGGUGGGAACAAGAGGUAAGGGGGGGUGGGAUAGGGGCUGGGACAUGAGGGGUGCGAGAGGGGGGAGGGAGGGAGAGGGAGGGAGGGGGAAUGAGAAGCAGGAGACGGAGAGAAUAAUUCUGAUUUAAGGUUUGGUUUCGCGGCUCUGAGUGCUGGCAGUCAUUUUAAAUGGGAUUGAAAAAUUACUCACUGAGCAAUGAUUUAAGACGCACCAAGUCCCCAAUAUGGGAGCUUGAUCAUUUGCAGCUUCCAAGCAGAGGCGAGAGUGCUACCAACUGAGUCAGGCAGACGGACAGUAAUGCAAACGUGGAAAUACUCCACAUGGAAAAAACAUGGAGUCCUGUAGCUCAGUGGUUAGAGCACUUGCUAUGCAAGUGAGAGACCUGAGUUCAAUUCCAGGCAGAGGGCGAAACCUUGGGCAAGUUUCCUUACUCCACACAGAGCCUAAUAAUAAUCCCUCCAAAACCAAAAACAAUAAUAAAUUGGUCAUUUUCAAUCUACGACUGUUUGUGGGACAUUGCUGUGCGCAAUUGGCUGCCGCGUUCGCCCACAAAUAUACAGUCAAUUCACUUUACAGUGUGUUCUGUGAAGCACUUUGGGACGUCCUCCCGACGUGAAAAGCACUAUAUCAAAUGCAAGGAAUAUUAUUAUUACUCUAAAUUGUCUCGUUUGGCAAAUUGUACAUGUUUUUGAAGUCUGCAAAUACUGUGAGCGUGCAAUUUCUAUAGAUGUGUAAACUGCGCAUAUUAGAUGACUGAGCAAAUAAAGAAUCAAACGGGGAAACCAAA
This is a messenger RNA of Callorhinchus milii (elephant shark), 2812 nucleotides long. RefSeq names its product tapasin-like. Bases 309 to 1682 code for a protein of 457 amino acids. Lineage: Eukaryota; Metazoa; Chordata; Chondrichthyes; Chimaeriformes; Callorhinchidae. Gene Ontology annotation, cellular component: membrane. The transcript is spliced from 9 exons. The record is from RefSeq and is a predicted model, not a curated record. Gene Ontology annotation, biological process: antigen processing and presentation of endogenous peptide antigen via MHC class I.